Molecule: messenger RNA, 683 nt
Organism: Triticum urartu
Lineage: Eukaryota; Viridiplantae; Streptophyta; Magnoliopsida; Poales; Poaceae
Product: octanoyltransferase
Source: RefSeq, a predicted model, not a curated record
CCGAAACUGUCUUGGGCCCUUGAUUAAGAGCACAAGCGCGGCGCAGUCGUCUCGGGUGGACUCGUCGUCUCCUCUGAGCUCGAGACCGACCGAAACGCACCGGCGUCGGAGCGGCUAGGCGAAGGCGGGGCCCAACGCCGGCGAGCGGCGGCAGCGUGCUCGCCGCCAUGGACGAGCAGGAGUUCCGGCGCAUGCUCGACCUCUUCCCCGUCGUCCGAUCCCGCGACUACUGCAAGGAUGAAGUGGAAUCAUCAAGCGAAGGCACCACACAGCAAACACGAGCUCAGGAGAUAAAAGGAACCAAAAAGAAUGCUGCAGAAGCUCUAUUCCUGCGGAAAUUGAAGAUGGCUGCUGAGAAAAAGGUUGGAGCAACAAAGGCAGAACUAUUCUGCAAGACAUUCGAAGAAGCUCACGAGAAACUUGUUUACAAAGAACUGGAUCUGGAUGCUGCUCAAAGGUUCCUGAAUGCCUACAAGAGCUGAUGAUGAGCUGUUGCUAGAUGCCUAGAAGAUUUGGUUUUCAUUCAUCAGAAACUGCUGAAGAUGUGAUGAUGUUAAGAUUUCUGAUAUUUCCUUUGUGGUUCCCAUCUUCUGCAAAACCAUGUAGACAGCCCUGGUCAACCAGCUACAUUAUUCAGAUGUACUGUGUUAUCCUUAACAUAGACCACAUGUAUUUUUCUUCCA